Molecule: messenger RNA, 619 nt
Organism: Hyalella azteca
Lineage: Eukaryota; Metazoa; Arthropoda; Malacostraca; Amphipoda; Hyalellidae
Product: angiotensin-converting enzyme
Exons: 4
Biological process (GO): proteolysis
Cellular component (GO): plasma membrane
Molecular function (GO): metallopeptidase activity; peptidyl-dipeptidase activity
Source: RefSeq, a predicted model, not a curated record
AUGAGGGCGCUGGGGCUGUUGCCUGAAGCAUCACUUGCAGACCAAUUCCAUAGACAUGAGACCGACAUCAACCACCUCUUUGGUGUUGCAUUGUCAAAAGUUGCCUUCCUACCUUUCGCUAUCGUGCUUGACAAGGUCAGCCAACAGCUGCAGUGGGCUGAGUUUCAUCGAGCCAGUUUCGAAGAGGGUCGGCAAUUCGCAUGGCGGGACUUCAGUGAAGCAGCCGUCAGGCGUAUGUUCAGUUUCAUCACCGAGCUCGGCAGGGCAGCUCUACCGCCCCAGGACCUAGAAGAGUAUUCGGAGCUGCUACAGCGCAUGAAGACGCACUACUCGACAGCGCGGGUAUGCCGCUACGAGCCUGAGCCUGCGUCAUCGUCGGAGCUCCAGAACUUGGAACUUCCAGAGGACUUCCAGGACUACGACUUGGAAACUGAAGCCAACAAGACUUGUCUUCCAACCCUCGACCUAGAACCGGACGUGACCCGUAUCAUGGCUACGUCGAGAUCGUCGCGGGAGUUGCGUCACGCGUGGCGUGCGUGGCGGGACGCGGCAGGGGCGCCGCUACGGCCGCUCUACCAGCGCUUCGUGCAGCUCGCUAACGCUGCCGCUACGCUCAAUG